Messenger RNA from Schistosoma bovis, 717 nucleotides. NCBI's taxonomy places the organism in Eukaryota, Metazoa, Platyhelminthes, Trematoda, Strigeidida, Schistosomatidae. The record is from the annotation of a GenBank genome assembly.
CGUUCGUAUUGAAGAUUCUCACUUCGAGGUUGGUUGACAACUGUCUUGAGUUCCAUAUGUUUUUUAACUGUAGGAAUGCCAAUCUUUGCAUGUGCGUCUGCAUUGGACCCCCUUUGUUCAUCGAUGAUGAUGUUCAAGUAUGUGAAAAUUCCCACCUCUUCCACAGUUUAUUUAUCAAGUACGAUUUCGUUGGUGCUCACUGUGUUGUAUUUCAGGGUUUUGCAUGUUCCCUUGUGUAUGCUGAGGUCUACCGCUUUAGAGGCUGCUGCUGGUAUGUUGUCUGAUCCAGCUGCUUCCCAUCUCUUGAUUUUUCCGAUACUCUUGCUGAUUUAUUCAAUUUUUGGUGAAGUAACAGGAGGUCUGUAUGUGCUGAUUUGAUGUCCGGUGGGUUUAAUGAGGGUCGCUCUAUUCAAGAGUUCUUCGAAGUGCUCUAACUACCUGUUCCGCUGUUCUUGAAUCGCAGUGAUUGGUUUGCCUUUUUGUAUCCGACUGGUCGCCCUGACUUACUGUUUUCUCGUCAGAUUCUUCGCCGUAUCUUACAGUUAUCUCCUACCUCCCUUUCUUGAAGCUUUUUCCGUUGUCAUUGCUAGGUUUCCAACGUAUUUCCGCUUAUCAGCUCUAAUGCUUUCCUUCACCUGCUUCGGUUUGGGCACCCGGACAGUAUCACAGCCCUUACACAAAUCAAAUGAGAUAUGUGUGGCGCAUAUGUAUUUGGUG